Messenger RNA from Trifolium pratense (red clover), 1427 nucleotides. RefSeq lists its product as uncharacterized. The transcript is spliced from 13 exons. The record is from RefSeq and is a predicted model, not a curated record. Bases 100 to 1089 code for a protein of 329 amino acids. Lineage: Eukaryota; Viridiplantae; Streptophyta; Magnoliopsida; Fabales; Fabaceae.
GAAAUACUAUAAAACAAAAAAAAUUGAGAAAGAAUAAAAAAUAGUAGAAGAAAGGGAAUAUCUGGUGCAGUUGUUGUUGUUGUUGUAGUGUUCCGCAAGAUGAAGACUAUGGUGACGCCAUUGACAAGGGUCUCUACAUAUUUUCGCCCAAUUUCCCAUAAUGCCCUUCCUUUCUCCCCCAAACCACGCAACACUUCAUUACCUAACUCCUUCACCUUCACCUCUCCCACUCCCACUCUUUCAAUGGCUGCUUCUUCCCAAUCCACUGCUCCGGUUGCGUCAUCGUCAUCUGGUGAUGUUAACAUAAGAAAAGAUGAUAUCUUUCAAUUAAUUCAGGCUCAUCAGGAAAAAGCUGCAAGACUUCCAGCAAUUGAAGAGAUUCGAACUGUCCUUGAUCGGAGUCUACGUGGUACGCUCUCCACAUUCUCGAAGAAGUAUGGCGGUUAUCCAUCAGGAUCUAUGGUUGACUUUGCAUGUGAUGCAGAUGGAUGUCCUAUAUUAGCAUUGAGCGACUUGGCAGUUCAUUCGAAGGACUUAGCUGCUAAUCCUAAAUGUUCAGUGCUUCUCGCUAGAGAUCCUGAAGAUAGGACUGAUUUGGUGAUCACUUUACAUGGUGACGCUGUCUUUGUACCUGAAAAGGAUAAUGCGGCCAUACGAGCUGCAUAUUUGGCAAGACAUCCCAAUGCAUUUUGGGUUGAUUUUGGAGACUUCCGAUUUGUACGAAUUGAACCAAAAGUUGUACGAUUUGUGUCAGGUGUUGCCACUGCUUUGUUAGGAUCAGGAGAGUUUAAUGGAGAUGAGUACAAAUCUGCAAAAGUUGAUCCCAUAGCUCAGUUUUCUAAGCCAGUAGCGUCACAUAUGAACAAAGAUCAUGGUGAAGAUACUAAAGCGAUUGUGCAGCACUGGACCUCAGUUCCGGUGGACUUUGCUGACAUAUUAGAUUUGGAUCGUCUAGGUUUCAAUGUUAAGGCUGGUUAUCAGGGAGAUAUUUUCAAGCUCCGUGUACCUUUCCCUCGACCUGCAGAAGAUAGAAAGGACGUUAAGACUCUCAUUGUUGAGAUGCUCCAAGCUGCUAAGCCACAAGUGUGAUUGAAUACUACAUAGAUCAAAGAUGGAGAGCUUCCUACCGGUCAUCCAUCUGCUGGGGCCUGGGGAGGACAAGUAAAUAAUAUAGUUAUAUUUCCAAUAUAUACAAUGACAAGUCAAAUAGUUUACUUUGUAUACUUUCGCGUAUUAGCGAUUUGUUGCGGGGUAACACUCAUAAAAUGCAGACAUUAAAAUGGUGUAAGAUUAAUUGUCUCUCAAAGACACACAUCUUUGUACAUAAUGAUCAUAAGAUCUUCCUCCAGGUUUAUUUUGUUGAAUAAGAAUUGAGACAGUUUAUGAAUAAUCCUUUAAGAAAUGACAUGAAAUUUUUUACUUGGCCA